GAGAGUUUAUAAACUUUGUCAAGUUCAUUGGGCGUCUUUAGACUUGCCUAAUCUUCUGUCUGACCCUGGCACAGGACCCUGUCUGGACGCUGAAGGAAAUAUGAAGACACAGUUUGCGAUUGUGCUGCAUCUGCUCGUGAUUUACUACGCGAAAAUGAUGCUGACGCACGAGGACCGCGGCACACAGAAAGCCAGGAGGCGUGAGCGGUGGGAGAGGGCCCUCCGGUCAGCCUCCAGUCUGGAGGAGCUGCUGAAGCUCUCGGACUUCCCCGACUGGAAGCUGUGGAAGCCGCGGCAGAAGCCGAGGCACCUGGAGCCGGCCCUCAGACGCGAUUCGCCCCGCGGGGCCCUCCUCGGCACCCACCGCUCCACCCGCUUCGCUGCUGCCUCCUCCAACCGUGACGCCUCCCAGGAGAUCACCCACGAGAUCUUCCAAGCUAUUGACGAGGAGUGGCAGAAGACCCAGUGCAUGCCCAGGGAGACGUGUGUGGACGUGGCCAAGGAGCUGGGCACCAACCCGGACGUUUUCUUCAAGCCGCCCUGCGUCUCCGUCUUCCGGUGCAGCGGCUGCUGCAACAGCGAGGCCGUCACCUGCCGGAACACGAGCACGACCUACGUCAACAAAACACUCUUCUCAGUGAUUCCGUAUAAAUACAAGACCGAGCCGGUGCUGAUGCGGGUGGCCAAUCACACGAAGUGCGACUGCCUGGAGCCUGCUCUGAUUCGCCGCCAUGCCCCCCAGCACAGAAGCGGGUGUUUCCCAGCACAGUGGCCCUGGGACUCGGAGGACUCCCACACCCUGUGCCUGAGGGGGCAGAUCUGGGACUGUGCCAUGGACCAGUGCGUUCCCUACCCGUCCCGGCAUCAGGGUGAGUUACUCAGACCCCUCCAUCGGUGUGACUUAAACUCCAGCGUUUGUGCCAUGAAAAGCAGACGUGUGGACCAAAUCUCCUGCAGCUGCAAGUGAAAGCACCUUAAUCUACACACAGCCAUUUUUCAAGACACGAUGGAGGACUCGGGAGGCAUAAAAAUGCUCUUAAUUUAUUAAUACUUAUUUAUGUUACUUCACAUAUUGCUAUAACUCAUCUCCUACAACCAUGUUAAAUGUUCUAACAUGUGCAUUUGUUACUUGUGCUGUUACGCAAAGGCCUUAACCACUGUCUUGUAUGCACUGAACAAGCAUGUAUUGUACUUUUUAAAAGAAUAUUUUUUUAUCAUUUGUAACACUGAUCGAUAAUUAUUUAAAUGUAAAUACAAAUUAUUCAAAUCAUUAUUUUUUUCCUAUUUUUUUUGUUCAUUGAUACAACAUACUGUGAAUGAAAUGGGCUGUGAAUAAAAUGUCAAUAUGUCCAGCAUUGGACAUACCUGGAUUAAGGUUAAAAAAAUAACAAGUUGCCCCACAAUACAGUUUGUACAGACAAGCUUGUACAGAGAUGUUAUGCCAUUUCAUUUUAUAACUGCAACAUCUGUCAUAACAUUUACCAAUAAAAGUGAGUUUUAUGUCA
Conger conger (European conger) is the source of this 1505-nucleotide messenger RNA. Its product is annotated as vascular endothelial growth factor D-like. The transcript is spliced from 7 exons. Gene Ontology annotation, cellular component: membrane. Gene Ontology annotation, molecular function: vascular endothelial growth factor receptor 3 binding; chemoattractant activity; growth factor activity. NCBI's taxonomy places the organism in Eukaryota, Metazoa, Chordata, Actinopteri, Anguilliformes, Congridae. Gene Ontology annotation, biological process: induction of positive chemotaxis; response to hypoxia; vascular endothelial growth factor receptor signaling pathway. The coding region runs from base 101 to 967 and encodes 288 amino acids. The record is from RefSeq and is a predicted model, not a curated record.